AAACUUAUCCGCGUCCCCUUGAUUGACGGAGGAAGAGAGACCGGCCGCGAGAGAGGAGAUCAUGGCGACGCUACCAGACGGCGCCUUCGUCUUCUCUUGAAACAAAUAAGGAAAAUAAAGAAAAGAGAAAGAAAAGCGUGUGGGGAAGAGGACGGAGAAAAGACCAGAUCGUCCCUUUCUACAGGCCCGGGCUCGUUUUCUCUUUUUAUUCUUUGACUUUCACGGUCCCUAGGGUUCUUCUUCCAGCUUUGGCAAAGAGGGGCAGGCGAUCCGGCCUUGUCUUUGAUAUUAGUCGUUGCUUCUUUAAUCCGAUCGGUAUCGUAGGUGGAGGGUGUCUUGAAUUCGGCAUCGGAUCUCGCGAUAUCCGCUCGAUUGUUCGGGGCUCCCUCGCAGAAACCAUUAUCUGCCGUCCAGGGGAGAUAUUUUGUUACUUAGAGGAGUUUGGUGCUUCUCCAUUCAUGGAUACCUGAGAAGUGAUUUGGCUUCUUCAAAGGGGUUUCACUAUUAUGCUGACAUUUUCUCAUGGGGUCUUGGAACUGAGGUUUCCUGUAGCUUAUAGGAACUUGAUAACUUUGUAUAAGUUAUCUGUACUUAUGCGCUGAAAAUUCACUUAGAAGAAAAAGAUGUUGAAAUCUGCCCACCAUCAGAAUGUUAGUUCACCGAGAGGAUUAGCCCAGCAUUCUGUUCGUCGUAUGAGCGGCAAACGUUCUCAAACAGGAACUGGGCAGCAUUCUUCUCCAACUGUAUUUCCAGAAAAAAGAGGCAAGACCAAAUCUUUGAAGCAGAGUGAUGCCGGUGUUGCCAAUGAAGACCCCGAAAAGGUAAAGGCACAUGAGCACAGAAUAGAUAUUGGAGAUGAGAAUUCUGAUCUGUUAGGGUAUGACGUUUUCUGUGGGAAACUUGCACUGGAUAAGAAAGCUAAAAUAACGAGUGCUGAUGAGCGGAUGGGGUCAGGAACUGGAAACUCAGAUAGCAUUGAUGCAAGACUUACGAGCAAAACCCUGAUCUGGGGUUCUCAUAUGCUAAGUCUUGAGGAUGUCAUAUCUGUGUCGUAUAAUUCUGGUCUCCGGCAUUUUAUUGUACAUGCAUACCCUGUAACAAAGAGGUCAUGUGGAUUUUCUUGUUUUUUGAAGCCACAAAGAAUUAGAAAGGAUUUUCGCUUCCUGGCUCCUAAUACAGAGGAAGCUAUCCAGUGGGUUGGUGGCUUUGCAGAUCAGCAGUGCUUUAUAAAUUACUUACCUCAUCCAGUGUCAGGUAAGAAGCAGGCCCCUGAUAUUGUCACAAGCGAGCCUCUGUUUGAUCAGCUGCAUUUCAAAUGUAAAAGUCCUCCAAAAGUUCUUGUGAUAUUGAAUCCUCGAUCUGGACAUGGUCGAUCAAGUAAAGUUUUCCAUGGCAAAGUGGAACCAAUUUUCAAGCUUGCAGGUUUUAUGAUGGAGGUAGUUAAUACGAAAUAUGCAGGUCAUGCGAAAGAGCUUGCUUCUACUGUUGAUUUCAGCACGUGCCCGGAUGGAAUUAUAUGUGUUGGUGGUGAUGGAAUUGUAAAUGAGGUGCUCAAUGGUCUUCUUGGUAGAAGUGAUCAGAAGGAAGCAAUUUCCAUUCCUAUUGGCAUAAUUCCUGCUGGUUCUGACAAUUCACUUGUUUGGACUGUUCUGGGAGUUAGAGAUCCGAUUUCUGCUGCGAUAGCUAUUGUGAAGGGGGGCUUGACAGCUACAGAUGUUUUUGCUGUUGAAUGGAUUCAGACGGGGGUUAUACACUUUGGCACAACAGUUACAUACUUUGGGUUUGUCAGUGAUGUUCUGGAACUCUCUGAGAAAUAUCAGAAGCAUUUUGGUCCUCUUCGGUACUUCGUGGCUGGUUUUCUUAAAUUUCUAUGCUUGCCCAAGUACAACUUUGAGUUGGAAUAUCUUCCGAUGACAAAGGAGGUGGCCGACUCUGAAGGCAAGGUUUUGGAAGAUCAAGAAAAAAUUGGUAUGUCAGACCUCUACACAGACAUAAUGCGGAAAAAAGCUGAAGGCAUCCCCAGGGCUUCCAGUUUGUCCAGCAUUGAUUCAAUUAUGUCGCCUAGUAGGAUGUCUGGUGGUGACUUCGACACUUCAGGUAGCACUCUUGCAAGCAAUGAGCCAUCUGAAUAUGUUCGUGGUCUUGAUCCCAAAUCAAAGCGUUUAUCCCUAGGGAGAAACAAUUUAGUGGCAGAACCAGAUGAAGUCCUUCACCCUCAGCCUCACCUUUCCUCCAACCCUAACUGGCCAAGGACUAGGUUAAAGUCACGGACAGAUAAAGGUUGGACUGGCUUGACUGCUACAAAUGAUUCCAGGGGUCCUUGGGCAGCCACUGCAUUGUAUGACAAAGAAGAUAUUUCCUCAACAGUGUCCGAUCCUGGACCUUGCUGGGACUCUGAACCAAAGUGGGAUACCGAGCCAAAGUGGGAUACUGAAGCUAACUGGGAAACUGAGAAUUCCAUUGAGCUGCCUGGGCCACUGGAUGACAUAGAAUUAGGGAUAAAGAAGGAACUUGUUCCAAAGUUGGAGGAGAAGUGGGUAGUUAAGAAGGGGAAAUAUCUUGGCGUUUUGGUAUGCAACCAUUCAUGCAAGACUGUCCAGAGUUUAAGUUCCCAGGUUGUUGCACCAAAAGCUGAACAUGAUGAUAACAGUUUGGACUUGCUAUUGGUCAAUGGAAGUGGAAGAAUGAGGUUGUUAAGAUUCUUUGUGCGCCUUCAAUUUGGUCGGCAUCUUUCUCUGCCCUAUGUGGAGUAUGUUAAGGUGAAAUCAGUGAAGCUUAGGCCUGGAAUUAAUACUCACAAUGGCUGUGGAAUUGAUGGGGAACUUCUUCGUGUAAAAGGACAAGUCUUGUGUUCUUUGCUUCCAGAGCAAUGCAGACUGAUUGGUCGUCCUGUCAGAGAUUGUAUGUAAGGGCCGUAAGCUUUUAAAGUUUGUGACGCUACCUUGAAGGUGUGUGCUCUAUUUCCACUGCUAACAACCUGUAUGAGACGCGGUCGUGGCAUACUCGGAGCACUCACUAUCCCAAACUUGUACCAGACCAGCUUUGUUAUUCCAGAGGUCUCUGUAAAUUUGAGUGCUUGACCAUCAGCCGUGAUGAUUUUUUUAUCUUUUUUCCUUCAUUGACGUACCACUCUCUUGUCGUUUGAAGCGGCCUGCCGUGUGUCCAUUCUGGCAUGCAGGGUUUUGGGAUGCUUCUUUUGGCCUCGGCGGAGUUCAUUUCUACACACUUGUAUCAUAGAGUACCAGAGUAUCAAUAUUUCUUUUUUAGCUGUAUCACCAUUAUUUCAAUAUUCUACUAAUUUCCAGAUUUUUACAAGCCUUAGCUGCUUUCGAGGUUGUUUUAAUGAUUCAAGGUUGUUUUUAUUAUUAGA
Phoenix dactylifera (date palm) is the source of this 3370-nucleotide messenger RNA. The record is from RefSeq and is a predicted model, not a curated record. Lineage: Eukaryota; Viridiplantae; Streptophyta; Magnoliopsida; Arecales; Arecaceae.